AUGAGUCCUUCCUUGCUGGAGUUGAAACAUUUGAGUCAUUUGGACUUAAGCCUCAUUGAUUUUCAACUUAGUCCAAUCCCAUCAUUCCUUGGGUCCGUGAAACAACUAAGGUACCUUAAUCUUUCCUACUGUUUCUUUUCGAGGAGGCUACCACACUAUCUAGGAAACCUCACCAACUUGCAAAUUAUUGAUCUUAAUGAAUUUUACGGGCAUGACUUUCUUGUUUAUGAGUUAUACAUGGAUGACUUCACUUGGGUCUCCCAACUUUCUUCUUUGCAAUAUAUUAACAUAAGGGGACUUUAUAUUGAGAAUGAUAUCAAUAUCAUAAUGCAGAACAUAACUUCACUCAGAUUCCUUGACCUUUCUAGCAAUAAUCUAAUCUCUACGAUUCCAUUGUGCUUCAUCAAGAGAAUUCAACAUGUCAAUCUUUCCAACAAUAAAUUCUCUGUUCUCCAAAGUUCUCAUCCUUGGAAUUCCAAACUCACUUGCAAUCUAAAAUCCUUGGACUUGUUUCCUAACAAUAAAUUUGAAGGAGAAACAUAUGGAAGCAUAAAAAAUAUAUCAGUUUGCAUUAACAAUGAUUUACAAGAACUGGAUUUGAGUCACAAUGAGUUGAAAGAUCUUAUAGAAAGCUUUGGCCAACUUAAGGACCUGGUGUACUUGAAUUUGGCUUCAAAUUCUUUAAAUGGCCCAAUCCCAUUAUUCUUUAGAAAUUUGACCAAAUUGGAAGAACUAAUUCUUAAAGAUAAUCAGUUCAAUGGAACAAUUCCAGCAUUUUUAGGGAGAUUUUCCUACUUAAGGGUGUUAGAUGUUUCUAGCAAUUACUUAACAGGAAACAUUCCUGAUGAUCUUAGAAAGCUCUUUAACUUGAAAAUUUUGGAUCUUUCCACUAACUCCUUGGAAGGCUUUCUAGGGGAAAUUAUCCUUGGUAAUAUGUCCUAUCUUUGUGAUUUAAGGCUAGGAAUGAACAAGUUAUUUAUAAAGCUUGCACCCAACAGGUUACCUCCUUUUCAAUUGAUAAAUCUUAAUUUGUCAUCUUGUAUAAUUGGGACACCAUUUCCUCAGUGGUUUCAAAGCCAAAAGAAGUUCGUCAACUUAGACUUAUCAAACACUAGCCUUUGGGGAACCCUCCCAGCAUGGUUUCAACAAGAGAAUCUCUUUGUGCUAGACCUCUCCAACAACGAGAUUAAUGGACAACUCCCAAGAAAUCUCCAUAAUAUGAUUUUGAAUUUAACCAGUAUGUUCCUUAGUAAUAAUCUUUUGAAUGGUUCUAUUCCAAAAUCACUGUGUAAAUUGCAAAGCCUUCAAGAUUUGAACUUGUUAAAGAACAAAUUAUCUGGGAAGAUUCCUAGCUAUUUGGGUGAAAUUGAAUCCAUUGAAUUGAUAGAUCUAUCAUCAAAUGAGUUAUCAGGCGCUAUUUCUCAAUCAUUUUGCGGUUCUUAUUGGUUUAUUCAAUCUUUGAACCUGAGCAACAAUAGUUUACAUGGAGAGCUUCCAUCAACCUUGCGAUCUUGCUACUGGUUGGAGAUUUUGGAUCUUGGCAACAAUCAACUAUAUGGCAUUAUACCUUCAAGCAAAUGGGAAGAAUCUGAAGGGAAUGAUACACGCAUUGCAUAG
This is a messenger RNA of Prosopis cineraria, 1617 nucleotides long. Its product is annotated as receptor-like protein EIX1. The transcript is spliced from 3 exons. The record is from RefSeq and is a predicted model, not a curated record. Lineage: Eukaryota; Viridiplantae; Streptophyta; Magnoliopsida; Fabales; Fabaceae. The coding region runs from base 1 to 1617 and encodes 538 amino acids. Gene Ontology annotation, molecular function: protein binding.